This is a messenger RNA of Leucoraja erinaceus (little skate), 3140 nucleotides long. It is a transcript of the gene gpr143, whose product is annotated as G protein-coupled receptor 143. Gene Ontology annotation, cellular component: plasma membrane; melanosome membrane. Gene Ontology annotation, biological process: melanosome organization; cell surface receptor signaling pathway; G protein-coupled receptor signaling pathway. Bases 113 to 1354 code for a protein of 413 amino acids. Lineage: Eukaryota; Metazoa; Chordata; Chondrichthyes; Rajiformes; Rajidae. The record is from RefSeq and is a predicted model, not a curated record. The transcript has 9 exons. Gene Ontology annotation, molecular function: L-DOPA binding; L-tyrosine binding; L-DOPA receptor activity.
CCGUCCCCCUCCCACGGGGCGGCGCAGCUCAGCGCAGAGGCGGGGAGGAGACUGGACUUGAGUGGAAACACAGGACGGGCGCCCCGUGAUCCCGCUGCUUGUUGCCGGGCCCAUGGCUUCCCCCCGCCUGGAGACCUUCUGCUGCCCGAGCCGGGACCCCGCCACCGACUUGGUGCUGGGUUUCCAGCCCGCCUUCUUCAACGGCAUGAGCGCGGCCAGCGCCGGCCUGGGGCUGCUCGGCACCGCGGCGCAACUGCUGCCCAAGCGCCGGCUCGGCUACCGCAGGCUCAGCCACAGCUCGCUACACAAACCCGCCGCCUCAUCCCGUAUCCUGCUCUUCCUCAGUAUCUGUGAUAUGCUGGGCUGUGUGGGAAUAAUAAUCCGGUCGUUGGUGUGGCUGAGUUUUCCGGACUUUGUGUCGAAGAUCUCCGUGAAUGGGACAGAAAUAUGGCCGCCAGCCUUCUGUGUCGCCAGCGCCAUGUGGAUCCAGCUGUUCUACAGUGCCACGUUCUGGUGGCUGUUUUGCUACGCCAUCGAUGUGUACCUCAUCGUGAAGCGGUCGUCUGGAGUGAGCAUCCUGGUGCUGUACCACAUGAUGACCUGGGGCCUGGCGAUCCUGCUGUGUGUUGAAGGAGUGGCCAUGCUGUACUAUCCCUCCAUCUCCAGCUGUGAGAAGGGCCUCCAGCAUGCUAUCCCACACUACGUCACCACCUACACUCCGCUCCUGCUCGUCCUCCUCGUCAACCCCAUUCUCUUCAGCAAAACCGCAGCCGCAGUUGCAGGUUUGCUGAAGGGAAGACAAGGAAUUUACACUGAGAAUGAGCGUCGACUCGGGACAGAGAUCAAGUUACGGUUCUUCAAGAUUCUGCUCGUGUUUGUCAUUUGCUGGCUCCCAAACCUCAUCAAUGAGAGUCUUCUGUUCUACCUUGAGCUGCAGCCAGACAUGAAUGUGGAUGGGCUGAAGAAUGUGCGGAAUGCAGCGCUGAUCACUUGGUUCAUCAUGAGUAUCCUGAACCCGAUGCAAGGCUUUCUCAGCACCCUGGCUUUCUACGGAUGGACCGGAUGUGACUUCUAUCUCAAAUUCCAAAGGCAAGAGGUCCCGUGGGAAUCGCCGGAAACGUCAGCUGCGGCAGACAACGCGUUCAGCAGCCCCGCCGGCACCUCGGUCAAUUACCACCACGGCUUCCGCCAGCAGCCGCCCAAGGUGCCGACUGCCAACGGGUAUGAGAAUAGUGACGAGCUUUCUGUCGUCUCUGAAGGUUCCGAGACCAGUACAUUUGAGCUCAAUAUGCCGAGGGGAGAGCGUGACUUCAGUGCUGACGGGGACUCAGUGGGAAGCGCCGAGAGGGCGUAACGUUGGUGAGAGGAGUCUCCACUCUGGGGGCACAUCGCAGAGCUGGACUGGGCAAACUCAACACCACUGACUGCCAGCCACUGCUGAACUAGUCCAUAGUCUGUUCAACAGCGACCCUUCUUCAGACGCAAGGGCCCCGACCCAAAACGUCACCUGUCCCUAUUCUCCAGAGAUACUGCCCGACCCACUGAGUUACUCCAGCACUUGGUGCCUUUAUUAAAUCUGUUCAAAAUGUUUGUUGGAUGGAAAGCGUUUGGGGGGGGGGAAUGGAUAUCAUUUCACAGCAAUGUUGAGUUAGCUGAGGGAGUGCAAGUCAUGCCUCACCACAGAACACAGAGUAAAACCAGCAACGCGUUUCACAGCCUAGUGAUACAUCUCAACUAUUAUUUAUCAAAUAAUCUGUUCAAGUCUUUAAUUCAAUAAUUUCCUCUCCUGGAGUAAUUAUAUUUUAGCAAAAAACAACCAGGAGUGUGAAAUAUAUAAUCUUAGUAGGAUGGUCUCAGCGAUUCCUUUUGAUCCCAAACACAAUCUAUUGGAAAUAAACACAAAUCUUUUUCAGUGAAAGGUGAAUCAUUCAUGAAUGUAGACAUUUGCAUGUGAAGUUAACAGUUCCAUGUGGGCCAAGCUGCCAGAGGCUACAGAAGCUACAGAUAUGAUUCACAUCAGCUUGUUGGACACAAGAGGUUUUCUGUUAGUUUGCUGAGGAAUCUCAUGUCACAUAAUUUGGGAUAAAAAAGAUCUGGAGGUAAAUUAAUUGAUGUGACAAGAUUUUUGACAAAUAAUUUUCAGCACAAAUGGUGGAAGGUGAGAGGAAGUGAUUGGCAAAAGGCCCAGUGAGGAUUUUGGGCGACCCCCACAUAUAGUGGAUUCUACACGAUGUAUAACAAGUAUUCACAGUGACUGGUCAAAUUGGCGAGUAGCUACAUUACCAAGUUCAUGUAAAUGGUGAACAGCGCACUUCCACACACACGAUAAAUCACCGUACAUUUCCUUACAGGUGACACUAUUCAGUACAAUUCACAACACAUUUAAUACUCACAGUAAAUGUAAUAUCCGGAUUUGACAAAUUGCACGAUAUUGCAGGGGUGGGAACGGUCCUUUUGACUGCACGCUAACCAUUUUGUUUAGUUUAUUGUCACGUGCACCGUGCACAGUGAAAACCAGUAAAUGCAACAUAUUGCAAAUUCUAUUUUACUCGCACAAUGAAAUAGUGAGAUAUUUAGCAAUGUUUUAACUUAUUUAUUUGAAUCUAUAUUUGUUAUUCGUUAUGCUUUCCUAUCUUGCAACAUAUUUAUAUUUUACACUGUUCCAGUUAAUGCAUUGUAGAUAGCUUACUUUCAAGAUCGUUCCAGCAGUCUAGAGUGCAACAUGUUUUGGGCAAAGCACAGAAGGGUGAUCCAUUUAUUUUAGUGUUUCUGCACCAUCUACUGAAGUUGAGACCUCAUGAUCAUCUUUGCGAUAUCUCGAUUCCAUUGUCAAUUGAUAAUGCAAACUCGAGCAGUUUUUGAGCUCAUGCCAAUCGGAGGGGGAAAUGUUUUUGGAAGUGUAUACAUAUAUUGAAACCUACUUUGUACAUGUAGGGAGUGAUUGGUGCCUGGAUUAUUCAUUGCAAAUCACAGAAGGAAAUCUACAAACCUGAUUUUCCAACGAGGUGGAGAAUAUAAUUCCACCGGCAACCACUCUGGAACAAUGGAGCUGUCCAAGAUUAUUUGUACAGAUAAAUGAAUUGUAAGACUUUCAUUGUUCCCUUUCGCCACAAAUGACAAUAAAACAUUCUUGAAUGGAG